AUGGCCACAUACCUAUUAUGAAGCAAAGAACCAUUCUUUCCUUCUUUUUUUCUUCACUAUCUGACCUUAAAUUCUCUCUUUUUUCCCCUACUUUUGGUGGGGUUAGCUGUUUUCUUGAAAAAAUUGGAUUUUUUCAACUGGAAUGCAAAUUUUGGCUAAAGAUCAAAUCUGGGUUGUGUUUUUCUUGGUUCAAAAUCUGAUCUUUUUUGGUUUAUUUUGUGGAUUUCUUUAUUUUGAAGAACAGCAGCAGCUAUGCCUACUCUUGUUAAUCACAGUGGUGAUGAUGAGUUCUAUUCUGGUGGACCAUUUUGUUCUGCUGAAGUUUACUGCCCUCCUAGGAAGAGGGUGCGCAUUAGUAGCCCGUUUGUUGUUGAAGACCGGUCAAAGGAUCCAUCUCUUGAAAUUCUUCCUGAUGAAUGCCUAUUCGAGAUCCUUAGAAGAUUGUCUGGUGGCCGUGAAAGGAGUGCAGCGGCUUGUGUUUCUAAGCAUUGGCUUAUGUUGUUGAGUAGCGUGCGGAACUCCGAAAUUUGCAGGAGCAAGAGCCAUAACAAUCUGUCAAGUGUAGAGGAAGUAAAGGGGAAUUCAAAAGAUACAACAAUGAUCUCUAAAGAUGAAGAUCUUGAAGUAGAAUGUGAUGGAUACCUUACUAGGUGUGUGGAAGGGAAGAAAGCUACUGAUGUUAGACUUGCUGCGAUUGCAGUUGGAACUUCUAGCCGUGGGGGGCUAGGAAAGCUUUCUGUCUGUGGGAGUAACGCUGUUCGUGGUAUUACUAAUGUUGGUCUAUCUGCAAUUGCACAUGGUUGCCCUUCUCUUAGGGUCCUAUCGUUGUGGAAUGUUCCUUCUAUUGGAGAUGAAGGUCUCUUUGCGAUUGCAAGGGAAUGCAAUUCAUUAGAAAAGUUGGAUCUAAGCCAAUGCCCUUCAAUUUCCAACAAGGGACUUGUUGCAAUAGCAGAGAAUUGCCCGAGCUUGACUUCUUUGACAAUUGAAUCUUGUGCGAAUAUCGGAAAUGAGGGAUUACAAGCUAUUGGAAGAUGUUGCACCAAAUUACAGUCUCUUACCAUUAAGGACUGCCCUCUUGUUGGGGAUCAGGGAGUCGCUAGUCUUCUGUCAUCGGGUGCUACAAUGUUGACAAAAGUGAAACUACAUGGUCUAAACAUCACGGAUUUCUCG
Molecule: messenger RNA, 1170 nt
Organism: Nicotiana tabacum (common tobacco)
Lineage: Eukaryota; Viridiplantae; Streptophyta; Magnoliopsida; Solanales; Solanaceae
Product: EIN3-binding F-box protein 2-like
Biological process (GO): SCF-dependent proteasomal ubiquitin-dependent protein catabolic process
Cellular component (GO): SCF ubiquitin ligase complex
Molecular function (GO): protein binding
Source: RefSeq, a predicted model, not a curated record